GUGUGUGUGUGUGUGGGUGGGUUUAGAGGAAGUGUUAUGGAACCCUUGGCCUCUAAAGUCAGAUGCACCCCCCUUUCCUCCAGAUCCAGAGAUUGUUGUUUCUACACACCUUUGCAGGCAAGCUGGAGCACAAACUGGAAACUGGGAGAGACAAAGAGGCAGAUCAAAGACGAGACUGAUGUUUUGACAGAAGUGCACAUACACACCUCUGUCCUCUUUGAAGUUAUGGAAAGGUAGCAUCCUAAGGAUAGUCCUAGCAAGUCAUUGGCUUGCUACAAACCUCUGGACAAGUCACUUUAGUUUGUUGCUCCAGUCUCAUGGUCAUGUAUCUCCCAGAGGAACGGCCUGUGCUGGACUUACCUUACCAAAUGAAUUAUUUGGCUAAUAACUAUGGAUAUUAUCCACAAGACUGUAAGGAACCCAUUUUCCGCACUCAACAUGGCCUCAAUAGCAGGAUGAACAGUCCUGAAGCUGAACUGACCUCACUGCCAGUUCAUGUAUCCCUGCAAGAUCGAGAGCUUUGGGACAAAUUCAGCAGUAUUGGCACAGAGAUGCUGAUUACUAAAUCUGGAAGGCGGAUGUUUCCCAGCUGCAAAGUAACAGUGACAGGACUGAAUCCAAAAGUCAAGUAUAUGGUGAUAAUGGACAUGGUGCCGUUUGAUAACCAUAAGUACAAGUGGAAUAAGGAUCGUUGGGAAGUGAAUGGUUCAGCCGAUCCACACCUGCCCAAUCGGUUCUUCAUCCAUCCAGACUCUCCUGCACCUGGAGAGAAAUGGAUGCAGUAUCCGAUCUCCUUUCACAAGCUCAAACUGACCAACAACACCCUCAACUCUAAUGGCCUGGUGGUUCUCCACUCCAUGCAUAAAUACCAGCCCCGUCUACACAUAGUCCAGUCUCCAGACCCCUGUAACCCUCACAACGCUGGCGGUUACCUGCGCUUCACCUUCCCUGAAGCUGCUUUUAUAGCUGUAACAGCCUACCAGAACCAAGAGAUCACAAAACUCAAGAUUGACAACAACCCCUUUGCUAAAGGCUUUCGUGACAAUGGGCUGAACAGGAAAAGGUUUAGAGAAAAAGAGAGCCAAGAGACCCAGGAUUCCAUUGGACAGGCCAAAAAUGAGCAUGCAGUAAGACAGCCACAGAAAGGCGAGGAAGUGGAUGUGACCGUGUCCAGCUCUGUUGACUGCAGCAGAACACUGAAUUCUUCAGAAGUAGUUUCCUCUGUCACCCCUAACCCUUUCAUAUCAGCCUUCAUAAACCCCAGCACUGCUGGAGGACCUUCACCCCAUCAGACCCACACCAUUCUCAGCCUCAAUAACAGACACCUGAACAGUCCCAGAGAAACGAGACCCUCCAGCCUCCAUAGUCUGUGUGCAGCUUUGCCCGUGGCCCAGAGCUCCUGCAUCCAGUCCUCCACAGGAAACACCAACCUCAGCAGACUGCCCUCUCAGAUCAGCAGCCCUCUAAACCCUCAGCAACACCAUCACCACAGCAGCCCAGCCUCUCAAACCCCAGACAGAUCCAUCAUCCAGCUCCAGCCUUAUUUUCAGACCCCUCCACAUCCCUCACGACAAUGUCCUGAGAUGGAGCUGCCCCUCCCUCUGCCUCCUAAAGUGAGCCGGAUGCAACUCCCUGAAAGUGCUCUGAGGAACCUGGAGAUGACCGACUACGUUAAUCUGAGGCCCCUCACUGACAUCCUCAACAGGAUCCAUUUUCGAGCUUUAGCUUCAGGACCAUCGGGGAAGGUCCUACAAAAUCCCCCCCAACCUGAGCAGUACCUCCGUGGCUCAGACCGAGAACUGCAUCCUCAGAUUUAUCCAGCAGUUCAGGAAUACAUCGAUCAGCAGUUCACAUUAAACAGCAUGCUGAGCAGCCAGACUGAACACAGAUCACAGAUGGACUAUGUCAGUGCCAGACCACUAACUGAAUAUUGCUGUGAACAGCAGACUGGGAAAUGAAGUUUUUCAGUCAUCAUCGAAUUAUGCCUCAUUUUGUUGCUCAUUUCCAGCAGACUGCACUGCUCUGCAUUAGUAGUUUACAAAGCAGAUUCAAGUUGAACACUGAGGGCUUCCCAACAAAAGAAUGUAAAUAUAUUUUCAGCAGGACAUGAGGUUGUUAGCUGUCAUUGAUGUCCAUAUUUAUGUUUGGUCUGUUACUGUCUGAACUUUAAACUGCUAAACGUCUAGAGUCAACAUGAAACCAUUCAGAAUUGUAAUCGACUUCAGGUAAUUCUGCAGACCACACUUUUGCUGUUUCUAUCCUAAUUUUUGACCCUGUGUGGGUUUCAUUUUUUACAUUAAACCUAAACACAGAGUUCUGGGUUAAGUUUUCUUUUUUUUUUUUUUAUAAAGUCAUCACAAAU
This is a messenger RNA of Onychostoma macrolepis, 2362 nucleotides long. It is a transcript of the gene tbx16l, whose product is annotated as T-box transcription factor 16, like. Gene Ontology annotation, molecular function: DNA-binding transcription factor activity, RNA polymerase II-specific; RNA polymerase II cis-regulatory region sequence-specific DNA binding. Gene Ontology annotation, cellular component: nucleus. Gene Ontology annotation, biological process: positive regulation of DNA-templated transcription; vasculogenesis; regulation of transcription by RNA polymerase II. NCBI's taxonomy places the organism in Eukaryota, Metazoa, Chordata, Actinopteri, Cypriniformes, Cyprinidae. Bases 318 to 1958 code for a protein of 546 amino acids. The record is from RefSeq and is a predicted model, not a curated record. The transcript is spliced from 9 exons.